AUUGGUCCAAAAGAGGUUCAAGUGUAUUUUCCUGCACGCCAAGGCGCACAUUUUCACCUUCACCCCACCAGGCGCCGCACCCCGGGCAACUGUCGAAACCCACACCCAACCAACCUCAAAGCCUUUGACAAACCAGGGGAGUCCUAACACGCUCAAUACAGUACAUUCCUUAACCAUACCUUUUCUCAAAUAUCAUCAAGGUCCACCAACAACUGCCGACCCCAUCUAUCGUAAAACGAACUUGUCCAAGACAGCCAUGCCCAAAUCCAACAAGCUCCGCAUCCUCUGUUUCGGCGACUCGCUCACAUCGGGAUACAGCCGCUCGGGUCUGGCAUCGCAUCCUUACGAUGAGAGGCUGGUGCAGGACCUCAAGGUCGCCCGGCCUGAGCUCGAAAUCGAGACGACAGAGGAUGGGAGGCCAGGCGACCUGACAGGCUUCUUUUUGAGCCGCUGUGUCAACCACUUUGGGCCGAAACAACCCAAGUACGACUGGACCAUAAUCCUUGGUGGAACCAAUGACCUCGCCCGUCAAUACUCUCCAGAAACAAUUUAUGACAACCUAAGACGCUGCUGGGACCUGGCCCUUAGCCAUGGGAGCAAAGUACUCGUCCUGACCGUGCCCGAGGUCGGUGUGCGAAGCCGCGCCGACGAAAUGAGGGACAAGCUGAACGACAUGAUACGCAAGGCGCAGGGCGGUAGCAUCUACGUCCACGACCACCACGCAGCCGUCCCGUACUGGUCCUUAUCACAGGAGGAGCGAGACAAGUAUUGGGACGACCACAUCCACCUCACGGCGGACGGCUACAACCUCAUGGGUAAGAUGAUCGCCGCGCGGCUGGUGGAUAUUUUGUGCGAGGAGGAGAUGGAGGUGAAGAAUCGCCCCUUAACGUCGAGCCGACCAAGACCUGGAGUCAAGGCUUUCAAGGGCGACGGCACAGUUUUUGAGGAGGAGAUAGGCGACUCUUCCAAGUUACGACAGGGUUAUGUUGUUGUGAGGGGGGCGGAUCUUGAUUAAAAAUUUAUCGGAUAGAGCGUUGGGGCUUUGGAGCAACAGGAAUUCGGCGCAGGAUAAACAGUAUGGGCCCGGGGUUGUCGGCGUGAGAGGCGCUUCUUUUUAACAGAUUUCUUUUUCUUUUUGGAUACCAAAACAAGCAUACGUUUUAAUCAAUCUCGUCAUAGGACCCAG
Pyricularia oryzae 70-15 is the source of this 1186-nucleotide messenger RNA. RefSeq lists its product as uncharacterized. The record is from RefSeq and is a predicted model, not a curated record. Bases 257 to 1015 code for a protein of 252 amino acids. The transcript is spliced from 4 exons. Gene Ontology annotation, molecular function: phosphatidylcholine lysophospholipase A1 activity. NCBI's taxonomy places the organism in Eukaryota, Fungi, Ascomycota, Sordariomycetes, Magnaporthales, Pyriculariaceae.